Triticum dicoccoides is the source of this 2020-nucleotide messenger RNA. RefSeq names its product WUSCHEL-related homeobox 7-like. Gene Ontology annotation, biological process: regulation of developmental process. The transcript has 3 exons. Gene Ontology annotation, molecular function: DNA binding; DNA-binding transcription factor activity. Bases 206 to 1753 code for a protein of 515 amino acids. The record is from RefSeq and is a predicted model, not a curated record. NCBI's taxonomy places the organism in Eukaryota, Viridiplantae, Streptophyta, Magnoliopsida, Poales, Poaceae.
GCAAUACGCAAGAAUGCGUAUACAGCUUUGCUUUGCUAGUGGGUGAAAAAACCAUAGGGAGACCUGAGCAGUGCUUAGCUAGGCGUCGUCUCCUCCGUUUCGUCGAUCCCUGCCUCCGCGCUCCACCCUAACUGGCCGGCCGUCGUUGUGUUGCGACGGGGAGGAACAUCAGAUCGUCGCCAAGGGCAGUAGUAGUACCACUACCAUGGCGUCGCCAAACAGCAGGCAGCAGCAGCAGCACUGGCCGAGCAUGUUCCGCUCCAAGCACGGCAGCCAGGUGUGGCAGUCGCAGCCCGACAUGACCGGCUCGCCCCCCUCCCUCGUCUCCGGCUCCGCCGCCGCCGCCGGCCACUCCUUCAAGGCCCCCUUCUCCUCAGGGCCUGAUCAGGAGAGGAACACCGACACAAAGCCGCGGUGGAACCCCCGGCCGGAGCAGAUCCGGAUCCUGGAGACGCUCUUCAACUCCGGCCUGAUCAACCCGACACGCGACGAGAUACCCCGCAUCCGCAUGCGCCUGCAGGAGUAUGGCCCGGUCGGCGACUCCAACGUCUUCUACUGGUUCCAGAACCGCAAGUCCCGCUCCAAGAACAAGCUGCGCAACGCGGCCGCGCGCGCCGCUCCCGUCCGGGCCUGCGCCCCGGCACGCCAGCAGGCCGCCGCGCCGUAUACGCCACCUCCCAAGCAGUUCCAUCCGCCGAAGCCGCCGCUCUUCUCGCCGGUGGCUCCCACGUCUUCUUCCUCUUCCUCCUCCGACCGGUCGUCCGGAUCCAGCAAACCGGUGAAGCCGGCUGCCACGCAGGACAUGUCCGCGACGGCGGCCAUGGACCUGCUCUCGCCGCUUGCCGCGGCGUGCCACCAGCAGAUGCACUACCAGUUCGGCCUGGGCCAGACCCCCGUGUCUACUCCGGCUCAGGCUCCGGCUCCUGCGCCAACGUUGGACGAGUUCGUCGCCACCGACGUCGAGCCGAUCUUCCUGCAGUACCCGCAAGGGCACUGCGUGUCUGCGGGGGAGCUCGCCGCCAUCCUGGGCGCGCAGUACAUGCCGGUGCCUGCCGUGCAGCAGCCACCGGUGGCAUCGCCCGCCGGCAUGUUCUUGGGGCUCUGCAACGACGUGGCAAUAGGUCCCACCAGCACUGGCCAAAGGAGCAGCGCCUCGGCCGCCGGGCUUGGUCAAUACUGGUCCAUCGGCGUUGAUCAGCUCGGCCUCCGCAAGAACAGCGACCCCUUCUCGAACAACCCCGUUGCCAAAGAAGAGGCGUAUGAGGACUUCACGAAGACGAAGCUUGGACUGGUACAAUACGGCUUAGGCCUCACUGCGGCGCCUGCUACCUCUGCGGCCGCUGUUUUGCCUCCUCCUGCUUCGCCGGAUUCCACCGCCGUCACCGUUGCAAGUGCGUCUGCUACUGCCGAGCUGACCAGUUUAUUUGCAACCACUGCCACCACCGAUGCUAUCAGCUACAAUAGUAACUUGCAAGGACCAGCGGACGAUGUUGGGUUCGCGGGCGCAGCGGCAGCGGCAGGGGCAGGGGCCACGGGCGUGUUGGGCAGGGGCGCCGCGGUGGUGUGCUUCGCGGGCACCAGCGCCGCGUGCAGCGUCCCGGCCACGCACCUCGACGUCAAGCUCUACUUCGGGGACGGGGCCGUCCUCUUCCGCUGCAACGGCGACCGCGCCGAGCCGCUCCUCGUCGACGACGCCGGCCUCACCGUCGAGCCGCUCCAGCACGGCGGGGUCUACUACUGUGUGCUCAUAUAGCAUGAACCGCGCGCCUCCCCAUCGCACUAAUCAAGUGAUGCUCCUCUCUAUAUAUAUGAUCUAGAUUCAGUAGUUUUCUAGUAGUACUAUGUAGCUUAUUCUCUCAUGACCGUUGUCCGUCCAUCGUAUUGGAAAAGGGCUACUAGUAUUCCAAAACUUAAGCUAUUAUCGCAUGCUUGUGAGCAGUGAUCGUGCCGUUUAUUACCAAAUUUCUGAUCAAUUGAUUGACGUCGAUAUACUCCAUCAUCAUGAAAAUAAUAAUCAUGA